This is a messenger RNA of Humulus lupulus (European hop), 1257 nucleotides long. Its product is annotated as protein ALP1-like. The record is from RefSeq and is a predicted model, not a curated record. Bases 1 to 1257 code for a protein of 418 amino acids. The transcript has 5 exons. NCBI's taxonomy places the organism in Eukaryota, Viridiplantae, Streptophyta, Magnoliopsida, Rosales, Cannabaceae.
AUGGAAGAAGUCAGUGAUGAUGCCUACAUGAAAGCUGUUGAGAAAUUUAAGGAUCCAGAUUGGAGAGAGAUUUUUAUUAAUAUGUCUACUAUUAGAAAGAGAGCUUGGAUUCAGAGUAAUCAAAUGGAUGAUUCUAGUUCAUCUUCUGCAGAUAGUGAUUUUAAUGAUUUUUCAGAUUUUUUGAUGCUAAACUUUUUAAGUGAUUACAAUGAAAAGUUUAUUGAGAAAAUCCCUCAAAGAACAUCUUCUUUAUGUGGAGAAGAUUUUGAAUACAUUAAGGACACACGAGAGAUUAAAGUUGAAGAAGCAGUUGCCAUUUUCCUUAUAAUUGUUGGUCAAAAUGUGGGAAUGAGACUUAUAGCUGACCGAUUUCAACAUUCGCUAGAAACUAUUGAUAGGCACUUCCAUUUAACAUUAAAGGCAAUAUGUAAAUUAGGACAGGAUAUCAUUCGACCAACUCAAUCUUCGUUACCUUCUCAUAUUGUCAACUCCUCAAAAUACUACCCACGUGUGGAUGCUCAAAUUCCACCAAGGGAAAAUAUGGGGAAUUGCAUUGGUGCCAUUGAUGGAACACAUGUGAGUGCAUGUGUCCUUACAGAUAAGCAAGUCAGUUACAGAGGUCGAAAAAACGUGGUAACACAAAAUGUCUUGUGUGCUUGUAACUUUGAAAUAUUCUUUACUUUUGUAUCUGUUGGUUGGGAGGGAACCGCAAAUGAUUCUAGGGUGUUUAUAGAUGCAAUUACGCAACCUAAAUAUAAGUUUCCAUUGCCUAAAGAAGGUGAAUACUAUGUUUUGGAUUCUGGGUUUCCAUGCACAAAAGGUUUUCUCCCACCAUAUCGUGGUGAAAGAUAUCAUUUGCAAGAAUACAAUAGUGGACGUAAUCGACCACGUGGUAUGAAAGAACUAUUCAAUUAUAGGCAUUCUUCUCUUAGGAAUGUCAUUGAACGGUGCUUUGGUGUACUAAAAGCACGUUUUCCUAUAUUGAAGAUGAUGCCACCUUACAAAUUGAGUAGACAACCUUUGAUAGUUAUUGCUUGCUGCACUCUUCAUAAUUUUAUUCAUCAACGCACACAGUAUGAACAUAUGUUUAGAGAAUGGGAAGAGAAAGAACUUGAGGGUGAAGACAACUUAGAGGAAGCUAACACUAGUGUGUCAAGAUGUGAAGUCAAUUUAUCUGAUGAAUCUGCUGCAGCAAUGGCAAGAUGUCGAGAUCGUAUUGCUCAAGCUAUGUGGACAACUUAUAAUAAUAUAAAUUAG